Molecule: messenger RNA, 1359 nt
Organism: Capsicum annuum
Lineage: Eukaryota; Viridiplantae; Streptophyta; Magnoliopsida; Solanales; Solanaceae
Product: protein ASPARTIC PROTEASE IN GUARD CELL 1-like
Exons: 1
Coding region: 1-1359 (452 amino acids)
Biological process (GO): proteolysis
Molecular function (GO): aspartic-type endopeptidase activity
Source: RefSeq, a predicted model, not a curated record
AUGGAAGCUAGAAAAAGAUUUAUGUCUAUUGAUCUAACUAAACUUCCAGAUCCUCCAAUGCCAUCCUAUAUGUUUACCCUUUUCAGUCGCGAUUUAUUUGAAAAGUCAAAGUUCAAGGACUAUGACUCUUUACUUGAAAGUAAGGUAUCUCGUUCUCAAGCUAGAGUAAGUCAUUUGGCAUCAAUACUUGGAAAUGGUAAUUCGAUUGGUGCAAACGGAAAUCUGAUGAGGCCACACAUUAAGCAUGAGAGUAAAACUGCCGAUGCCAAGGUUCCGGAAACAACCAGUACAUAUUACGUAAAUGGUGAGUAUGUUGCAUCUUUUACUAUUGGCGGUGAACAAAUUAAAAAUUACUUGCUAAUAGACACUGGCAGUGAUUUAAUAUGGUGGCAAUGUAAACCAUGUACGGAAGGGGGCUGUUACAAUCAAGCUGAUCCUAUAUAUGCUGCACCUAAUUCGGGAACAUAUGAAAAACUUGAUUGCGUUGCAAAAAGUGAAAGUUGUUUCACGUCCAAUCUUAUUAGAUGUGACCAGCGUACUCGUGAGUGUAUCUACGAUGUGACAUACGCGGAUAAAAGAAGAACAAAAGGUUGGAUUGCGGGAGAUGUGAUUACUUUUGUUUUAGACCAAAAUCAGGAAAGGAUUCUUUUUGGAUGUGGAAGGGAUCAAACGAGCGGAGACGGAUCUUUUGGUCCUGAAUAUGCUGGAAUUGCUGGCCUCGGGCGUAGAGUGUUGACAAGUGGAUAUUCAUUACCAUCGCAAUUUGAAGCAGACAUUAUGUCCAUGUGUCUACCAGGACUGCACUCUGAAAGUGCAACAAUUAGCUUCCACACAACGCCAUUUGAUAACUCCAUAUCAGCAGAGCUAUUACCAAAUCCCGCCUAUCCUAACUUCUAUUUCGUCAACCUUUAUAAAGUUUUUAUUAACGAAAGGGAAAUCCCUCUGAACCCAUCGAUUGCCAUAGAAAGUGGUUGCGUUGUGGAUACUGGAACAGUUAUUACCAAUUUCCCUCGAGAUAUUUAUAAUGUAUUUCGUGACACAUUCAGACAAGAAGUACAAGACUUGACUUUGGUUGAUAAUCCAACACCUGGAGCUUUCGACACUUGCUAUAACGUGGAUCCGGGUGUUGUACCAAAUUUUCCCAUUGUGAGGAUGCACUUCAGCGGUCAAAACCCGAAUAAUAUGGUGUUACUGACACACCAACAAGUCGUGACGUAUUUUCACGGGCUAUACUGUCUGGCUUUUCAUGCAUGGGACGAAGGCUUCACAAUUUUAGGAAAUUAUCAACUCCAAGGUAUAGGAUUAACUUUUAAUACUGCAGAAAAUACUUUGUCUUUUCAGUUAAAUGUCUGUGAUUGA